GGGGAUGAUCCCGGAGAACUCGGCGCUGGCCCGGCUCAUGGAGGGGGCGAGGCCUGAGGGGGUCUGGCUGCUGGGUGACGGCAGCUACCCCCUGAAGCCGUGGCUGCUGACCCCCAUCCGGGGGGCUCGGGGGGCGGCCGAGCUGCGCUACAACGCCCUCCACGCGCGGACCCUCGGCCCCCUGCGCCGCACCCUGGGGCUGCUGCGGCGCCGCUUCCGCUGCCUGGCGGGCGGGGGGCUCCAGUACAGCCCCCCCAAGGUCUGCCAGAUCUUCCUGGCCUGCUGCAUCCUGCACAACAUCGCCCUGCGCCGACGCCUCCUCGGCCUCGAGCCCCCCGAGGGGCUCCCACCCCCGCCGGGGACCCCCGAGCUGCCCCCGCAGCCCCCCCCGCCCCCCGGGCCCGGGGCCCGCGAGGGUCGCGCCGUGAGGGCCCGGCUGGUGCAGAGGGUGCGGGAGGGGAUGGGAUGAGGGGGGGUCUGAGGGUCCGGGGGGGCUGAUUUAGG
Neopelma chrysocephalum (saffron-crested tyrant-manakin) is the source of this 504-nucleotide messenger RNA. Its product is annotated as putative nuclease HARBI1. The record is from RefSeq and is a predicted model, not a curated record. The transcript is spliced from 2 exons. NCBI's taxonomy places the organism in Eukaryota, Metazoa, Chordata, Aves, Passeriformes, Pipridae. Bases 5 to 469 code for a protein of 154 amino acids.